AUGACCGAGACAUCGAGUAAAGUGGCUUCCUACGAAGACGUGCAGCUGUGCGAGGCUGCACUUUUCGAAUGGGCGGAAAGCUACGACACGAAGGACUGGGACAGACUUGCAAAAUGCAUCGCUCCGACUCUCUACAUCGACUAUCGAACCGUAAUGGGUAAAAUCUGGGAAGAAAUGCCCGCGAAGGAUUUCCUAGGCAUGGCAUCGGACGGGCACUUUCUGGGCAAUGCGCGAAUUAAAACGCAACAUCUCGUCGGAGCGACGAAAUGGACUCGGAUUAGCGACACUGAGAUUACUGGUCUGCAUCAGAUGCGUGUGGCGCAUCAGAAAUACAAAGAUGACGCUUUGACGGAGGUGCUGCAUAAAGGUCACGCGCAUGGCAAAUCCACCAUUCAGUAUCGCAAAGUCGAUGGGGUUUGGAAAUUCGCCGGUUUGACGCCGGAUAUUCGCUGGCAUGAGUAUAAUGUGGACAAGAUCUUUGGGCCGGAAUGA
Ramularia collo-cygni is the source of this 492-nucleotide messenger RNA. RefSeq names its product related to scytalone dehydratase. Gene Ontology annotation, molecular function: scytalone dehydratase activity. Gene Ontology annotation, biological process: melanin metabolic process. The transcript is spliced from 3 exons. Lineage: Eukaryota; Fungi; Ascomycota; Dothideomycetes; Mycosphaerellales; Mycosphaerellaceae. The record is from RefSeq and is a predicted model, not a curated record. The coding region runs from base 1 to 492 and encodes 163 amino acids.